Molecule: messenger RNA, 2583 nt
Organism: Cercopithifilaria johnstoni
Lineage: Eukaryota; Metazoa; Nematoda; Chromadorea; Rhabditida; Onchocercidae
Source: the annotation of a GenBank genome assembly
AUGACGCUACUUGCGCCACAUACCGAUCUAAUCCCAUCUACCAAUCCAAAAAUUUCAACAAAACCGGUACUGAUCAAAGAGAAAAAGAAAGAGGUAAAAGAAAAUAUAAAGGAGGAAGAAGGUGAUGAAGAACGUGAAGAAGUACCACUGGAUGGUUAUCCAGUUGAUCUUGAAUUCCAUCAUGCUUCGCAUCACCGAACUGAAUCUUUCCGAGUGUUUCUCAGGCGGCAACUACGAAAUAUUGUGCAUUUCUUCGUAGAAGAUUGGUUCUUAUCUGCUGUUCUUGGUGUUGUUACAGCCGCUCUUUCAAUUGCAAUGGAUAUAAGCAUUGAAUAUAUGCAAGAAUAUCGCGUGGUAUUGUAUGAAUAUACCAUAAGAAAUUAUCAUUAUUACACAGCGCUUAUCGCUUGGACAGCUUACAUUACUAUACUGAUAGGUGCAUCCGCUUUAUUCUGUCAAUGUUUUGCAAAGCAGGCUAUCGGGUCAGGUAUUCCGGAAUUAAAAGUUAUAAUGUGUGGUUUUAAAAUGAAAAAUUAUUUAUCGCUACAAACGAUGAUCGGAAAAAUCUUUGGUUUGACACUUGCGCUUGGUGGUGGGCUUCCGGUCGGUAAAGAGGGACCAUUUGUACAUAUAGGAGCAAUUGUGGCAUCACUUUUAACGCGCAUUACUUCGUUAUGUCGUUAUCAAGCGUUUUUCUCAAGUGAAGGCCGUGAAAUGCAAAUGCUUUCAUCGGGAUGUGCGGUUGGUAUCGCCUGCACAUUUUCAGCACCCGCCGGUGCAGUGUUGUAUGGUAUCGAAUCAACAUCAAGAUUUUUUGCUGUUCGAAAUUAUUGGCGUUCCUUUUUUGCAACGACAUGCAGCGCACUUAUUUUUCGUUUCGCUAAUGCUGCUAUUAUACCACCAGAAAUUGGAGGUACCAUAACAGCAUAUUAUCAAACUUAUUUUCCAAGUUCAGUAUUUGUUGUCGAAGAAUUACCUAUAUUUGCUGUUAUUGGAGUAAUUUCGGGUUUAUUGGGUGCGUUGUUCGUAUUCGUACACCGACGAAUUACUAUAUUCAGGGAGAAUAAUCGUUUAUAUUUACGUGUUUUUGGGAAAAACCCAUUACUUUUUACAAUCUUCAUGGCAGCAGUUGUUGGUAUAGUAACAUGUCCGGAUGGCACCGGACGAUACUUCGCUGGAAAAUUUACAUUUCGUAAAACAUUAGCAGAUUUCAUUGCAAACUGCACCUUUACCCUAUCAAAUAAAACAGCAGAAGGUUGUUCGAAUGAACGAUUGGAAAGUUGGAUUGGAACAAAUCAUGAAUUAAAUAUCUUAAGCUGUUUGGCUAUUUAUUUUUGUGUUUAUUUUAUCCUCGUUGCAAUAUGCAUAUCGUUGGCGGUACCAACGGGUAUCUUUGUACCUUCCUUCGUUAUUGGUGCAUGUGGCGGUCGUUUAAUUGGUGAAAUAAUAGCAUUAUUACAUCCUCAAGGAUUUCGAGGUCCUGAUGGUCCACAGAUUUUUCCCGGAUUUUAUGCCAUUGUUGGAGCAGCAGCUUAUACGGGAUCGGUGACACAUUCACUUUCAAUUGCGGUUAUUGUAUGCGAAACGACAGGUCAACUUUCACCCCUACUACCAGUCCUGAUUGCAUUAAUGGUUGGUAAUGCAAUAAGCAGUUUUUUACAACCAUCAAUUUAUGAAAGUAUGAUUGAAAUCAAAAAUUUGCCAUAUUUAGCUGAUUUACCUCCUUCUCGGAUUAGUGUUUAUAAAUUAAAAGUUGAAAAUGUGAUGAUUCAUGAUGUGUUUUGUAUUACAAAAUCUACAACAUAUGCCGAACUCAGAGAACUUUUGUUAGCAACACCUCAUUUGCGAUCAUAUCCGAUAGUCACUGAUUCCAAAACGAAAAUUUUACUUGGUUCAGUAGCACGGAAAUAUUUGAAUUAUUUACUGUACGAAAAAUUAGGCUCAGACUCAAUGAUUGAUCGAAGGCGGAUUAAUACUACUUCUGAUUUAUUUAAUCAUAUACGUCGAAAUUCAUCACGAAGUACUAAUAACAUAUUAACAGAUCGAAAUAUUAGCGGUAAUACGUUACUUGCCAAUAGUCCGCUGCAUGAGGAUCACCGUAGAGAUAGCCCAUUAGCGCCGCUACUUCAACGUCAAACAAAUGUUGAACAUCAUGUGACAAAUUUGAGUUUACGCCAGCGCGCAUACAUUUUACAACAUCCUAUUAAUUUGGAUGAAAUUGCCAUCGAUCCGGCACCAUUUCAACUUGUCCUCGGUACAUCACUCUAUCGAGUGCAUACAUUAUUUUCAUUACUUGGUCUUAAUCAUGCUUAUAUCACAAACCGAGGAGAGCUUAUGGGUGUAAUUUCGAUUAAAGAACUUCGUAAUGCUCUUGCAAACAUAUAUAGUCGUGGAGCUAUUCCAACUUAUUCAGUGCGCAAAAAUACCGUAACAUCACCAAAUAAAUUGUUACUGGAUAUUGAACAACAAUUGGUAGCAACGGUUGGUACCCAAACAUUAUUAGAAGAUGAGGUUAUAUACGGUGUAGAUUCCGAUGUUGAAAUAUCAGAUAUUGAUAAGAUCACUGAUUAUAAAACUUUAUAA